AUGCCUGCCGCCACGACCACAAAGGGUGCCAGUGGCACCAACCCGACCGGCGGGCUGUCGGCCAACGACAACAUCGCCCGUUUCCCGGCGCCCAGCAGACCGCUGAGCCCGCUGCCCACCCACGCGCUGUUUAACGACAAGACCAGGUGCUUCGUCUAUGGCCUGCAGCCCCGCGCCGUCCAGGGCAUGCUGGACUUUGACUUCAUCUGCAAGCGCUCCUCGCCGUCGGUUGCCGGCAUCAUCUACACCUUCGGUGGCCAGUUCGUCAGCAAGAUGUACUGGGGCACCAGCGAAACUCUGCUGCCUGUCUACCAGGAGGUCACCAAGGCCAUGGCCAAGCACCCCGACGUCGACGUUGUGGUCAACUUCGCUUCUUCGCGCAGUGUCUACAGCUCGACACUAGAGCUUAUGGAGUACCCCCAGAUCAAGACCAUCGCCAUCAUUGCCGAGGGUGUGCCCGAGAGGCGAGCCCGUGAGAUUGCCCACAUCGCCAAGAAGAAGGGCGUCACAAUCAUCGGCCCUGCCACGGUUGGUGGUAUCAAGCCUGGCUGCUUCAAGAUCGGCAACACAGGUGGCAUGAUGGACAACAUUGUUGCCUCGAAGCUGUACCGCAAGGGAUCUGUCGGCUACGUCUCCAAGUCGGGUGGCAUGUCCAACGAGCUGAACAACAUCGUGUCUCAGACGACGGACGGUGUCUACGAGGGUGUCGCCAUCGGUGGAGACAGGUACCCUGGUACCACCUUCAUCGACCAUAUGAUGAGGUACCAGGCCGAUCCCGAGUGCAAGAUCCUCGUGCUUCUCGGCGAGGUCGGAGGUGUCGAGGAGUACAAGGUGAUCGAGGCCGUCAAGCAGGGUGUCAUCACCAAGCCCAUUGUUGCUUGGGCUAUCGGCACGUGCGCUAGCAUGUUCAAGACGGAGGUCCAGUUCGGCCACGCCGGUUCCUUCGCCAACUCACAGCUCGAGACGGCUGCCACCAAGAACAAGUCGAUGAAGGAGGCUGGCUUCCACGUCCCUGACACUUUUGAGGACAUGCCCAAGGUCCUUGCGGAGGUCUACCAGAAGCUCGUCAAGGAGGGCACCAUCAAGCCCCAGCCCGAGCCGGCCGUGCCCAAGAUCCCCAUCGAUUACUCGUGGGCUCAGGAGCUGGGCCUGAUCCGCAAGCCUGCUGCCUUCAUCUCCACCAUCUCGGACGAUCGUGGACAGGAGCUGCUAUACGCUGGAAUGCCCAUCUCGGACGUCUUCAGGGAGGAAAUCGGCAUCGGCGGUGUCAUGUCGCUGCUGUGGUUCCGCCGCCGUCUGCCCGAUUACGCGUCCAAGUUCCUCGAGAUGGUGCUCAUGCUUACGGCCGACCACGGUCCGGCCGUCUCGGGUGCCAUGAACACCAUUAUCACCACGCGUGCGGGCAAGGACCUGAUCAGCGCCCUCGUGUCGGGUCUCCUCACGAUCGGCUCCCGUUUCGGUGGUGCCCUCGACGGCGCUGCCGAGGAGUUCACCAAGGCCAGCGACAAGGGCCUGAGCCCACGUGAGUUUGUCGACACGAUGCGCAAGCAGAACAAGCUCAUUCCCGGAAUCGGACACCGUGUCAAGUCGCGCAACAACCCUGAUCUCCGUGUAGAGCUGGUCAAGGAGUACGUCCUGGCCAAGUUCCCCAGCCACAAGUUGCUGGAUUACGCUCUUGCGGUAGAGACUGUCACCACAUCCAAGAAGGAUAACCUGAUCCUGAACGUCGACGGCUGCAUCGCCGUCUGCUUUGUGGACCUGCUCCGCAACUGCGGUGCCUUUAGCGCCGAGGAGGCAGAGGACUACCUGAAGAUGGGUGUCCUGAACGGUCUGUUCGUGCUUGGACGCAGUAUCGGUCUGAUUGCGCACUACCUCGACCAGAAGAGGCUGCGCACUGGUCUCUACCGCCACCCGUGGGACGACAUCACCUACCUUCUGCCCACGCUCAACCAGGGCCAGCCUGGAGCCGAAGGACGUGUCGAGGUCCAGAUGUAA
Molecule: messenger RNA, 1995 nt
Organism: Gaeumannomyces tritici R3-111a-1
Lineage: Eukaryota; Fungi; Ascomycota; Sordariomycetes; Magnaporthales; Magnaporthaceae
Product: ATP-citrate synthase subunit 1
Exons: 2
Coding region: 1-1995 (664 amino acids)
Biological process (GO): tricarboxylic acid cycle; acetyl-CoA biosynthetic process; fatty acid biosynthetic process
Cellular component (GO): cytosol
Molecular function (GO): ATP citrate synthase activity
Source: RefSeq, a predicted model, not a curated record